GAGGAAACGAAAGUGCUGCCAAUAUGCUAGACUCGGGCUGUCCGCGGCUCUCAUAAGUUAACUAAAAUACCGCUGACAGUUGUCCCAUAGAUACACAACCGCUCCUCGUUCCUUCCUCGUAUGCGUAUUCCACGUCCCCUUCCGCUAUUUCCUCCGCAAGCAUAGUGCCCCGAAGACUCCGGUUCAAUGGGCAAGGAUUAUUACAAAGUACUAGGGCUCACCAAAGGAGCUACAGAUGAUGACAUUAAAAAAGCUUAUAGGAAAAUGGCACUUAAGUAUCACCCGGACAAAAACAAGUCUCCAACAGCAGAAGAAAAAUUCAAGGAAGUUGCUGAAGCCUACGAGGUUCUAUCUGACCCUAAGAAGCGUGAGGUUUACGAUAAAUUUGGUGAGGAAGGACUUAAGUCCGGCGCUUCUACCAGCGAAGGUGGCGGUCCUGGCUUCACGUAUACUUUCCACGGCGACCCAAGAGAGACGUUCCGCAUGUUCUUCGGGACUGACGAUCCGUUUUCCUCAAUGUUCAACAUGGGAUUAGGCGGUAGAACAGUUUUUACAACUGGAAUGGGCGAACAGAUGGAUAUAGACGGCGAUUUCUUAGGAGGUUCUUCUCCGUUUGGCGGCUUUUCGAUGGUUAGCGGGGCCCGCAGGCAGACCCAAGAUCCUCCAAUUCACCACGAUUUGUCAGUAUCACUGUUGGACGUUCUACAUGGCACGACGAAGCGAAUGCGUAUCACCAGACGUCGGCUCAAUCCUGACAAGAAGACCACUCAUGAGGAAGAAAAAGUUUUGGUGGUUGAAGUCAAGAAAGGUUGGAAAGCCGGCACCCGCAUUACGUUUCCCAGAGAAGGAGAUGAGACACCGGGAGGCAAUAUUCCCGCCGAUGUCGUGUUCACCGUAAAAGAUCGGACCCAUAAGCACUUUAAGCGAGAGGGCACCGAUGUUCGGUACAUAGCUCGAAUCAGUCUGAAACAGUCACUUUGCGGAGGCGUAGUCUCGAUUCCUACCAUCGAGGAGGGCCAGCGUAACCUAGCUUUGAAAGACGUAAUCCCUCCUGGAACGAUUCGACGAAUAACUGGUGAAGGACUUCCAUAUCCAAAGGAGCCAAAUCGCCGUGGAGACAUUAUUGUCGAGUUUCGUGUCGUGUUUCCACCGUCCCUGACCAAUGCACAGAAAGCGCGUUUGGCCGAGAUUCUUCCCGAUACCGUUUAGUUUCUAUUCGAUGGAUUGGUCAUCCACCUGUUUUAUUCCGGUUGUCUCCUACAAUUUUUUGAAAUAUACAGAGCCAUCACAAUGAACGGUCCAGGUGGAGCCAGCUUUUGUAUAUCCACAACUGGUUAAUUUAAUCAUCACUUCUUUCAACUUUCAUAACCAUAUGUCGCGUAGAAGCACUUGCUUUCGAUAUGAGUGAGCAUCGACCGUGUUCUCGUGUUCCUACUUUCUCCAUUCGUCACUGGCGCCGAACUACUCACCGGAGCACACGAACAUGUUCAUGUGUCAUUCUUUGUGGAUGGUUACAAAUGAAUAAAAAAUUGGAUGAUUUCAAUGUAA
Messenger RNA from Dicrocoelium dendriticum, 1548 nucleotides. Lineage: Eukaryota; Metazoa; Platyhelminthes; Trematoda; Plagiorchiida; Dicrocoeliidae. The record is from the annotation of a GenBank genome assembly.